Messenger RNA from Triticum aestivum (bread wheat), 2564 nucleotides. RefSeq lists its product as uncharacterized. Lineage: Eukaryota; Viridiplantae; Streptophyta; Magnoliopsida; Poales; Poaceae. The record is from RefSeq and is a predicted model, not a curated record. Bases 837 to 1901 code for a protein of 354 amino acids. The transcript has 4 exons.
AAUCUGACAUGUUUUAUAAGUGCAUCUCUACUCAGUACUCACCCAACAACUGAAAUCCAUAACUUUGCAGAAACCGAUGGAGAGUAAAGAACACUGCAUGUAGUGUCUUCAGGUUGCUCCAGUUUUGCAAUUGCUCGCAACUGUCAGGUCUUGUUGUAUUUGUGAUGCAUAUGAAGAUACUUGGGAGCAUGCUCUACUUUAUUCUACAAUGUCUAAGUGCACCUGGGCUCUUUGGAUGAAGAUCUCAUGGAGAUGCUUGCAAGCCUGUGAAUCACUGAUCCAAGACAUUGGGGUUUCCAUAUAUGUAACAGCAUGUCAUAAGGUACUUAAUCACUUCACGGGUGGUAUUGUUGGCGCGUCGCAAGGUAUGAGAGCGUUUUGACAUGGACUGAUGCUACUGUCGGGCUUGUUAACUGUAUGCUGCUAGCCUGGAGUUCAUCUAUGAAGAGCAAUUUGCUUCUGGUGAUGGCGGAGCUCUAAAACACAGGAUUAGGGGAUGGAUCUUGCUGGGUCCAGGGGAGGUGAUACUGAACGCUGACACUGCUCUUCUCUGAGGCGAUUCCAUGGCAGCAGACACAGCUGUCUGCUGCGACCAAAAGAGCCUGGUAUAAUGGAAACUCUGGAGACGAACAGGUGGUCUGACAUGAUGUUGAUCCAAGACAUGAAGAACCGUGCACAGGUUGGACAUGGUAGGUAGAGAUACAGAGGUAGCAGCUCCAGCUUAGCAUUGCUCGCUUUUACUCUGGGUGUUGAUGACCAUAUAUGGAAGGCACCGAAUUGCUCCAUGCCCAUGGAGGGUUUAGCCGCCGCCACACAUCAUCCAGCAUCAGUCGGAAAUGAGGAUGCAGAUCUGGGGGGCAGGUCGCAUGAGCAAGCGAAACCAUCGUAACCUUGCUGGUUCCUUGCGAUGUUGUGGCAGAGAUCAUCCUUUGCUUAAACGCGGCCACGAUGGGGAAUGGCGAGAUUGGCCGAACCUGCCGACGAUGCUCCUUGACGAUAUCGCCGGUCGGCUUCUGCUUUACGACGUGGCCGAGUACAUCCGCCUCCGUGCUGCGUGCAAGGAGUGGAGGAACUGCACCGAUGAUCCGCGCGCGGGAGGCGGCCUGGACUGCCGCUUCCGCCCCCGCCGCUGGAUCAUGCUGUCCAACCGCACCGAGGGCGACGGCCGUUGCUUUCUCAACCUCUCCACCGGUGCCAGCGCAUGUAUAGAUCUCCCGGAGCUCUCCCGCCACCACCUUGAGACCAGCACCGAGGGCCUCCUGCUCUUGCGCGGCAAGGCGAGCCAUGCUGUGCGCCUCUUCAACCCACUCACCAGGGCCUUCACCAACCUCCCGUCCAUCACCCCAGACCAUGGCAGGGCGUACAUUGUCUGGACGGGGCUGUUGGAGUCCUCAGAGCGCCUCAUCUACGCCGGCAUCUCUGAAGAGACCUCCCCAGCGUCGGUCGUGCUCCUGAUGAUUGACCGUGGGCGUGCCAUAGUCUACGCCAAGCCUGGCGACCAGCGGUGGGCUGUGGUUGAGCAUGACGAGAUUGGGAGACCCAAUAGCUACGCAUCAUAUCGGUUAUCGUCGGCAUCAACCCUGCAGGGGCGCUUCUACUUUGCAACUCUUGAGGGGAAUGUAAUGCAUGUGAGGCUCUGUCCUGAGCCUCGGUUGGUGCCCGUGGUCGUGAACCAGCCCAAAACCAGGGGCGACGUGUCCUCCUACCUUGUCCCUCCCGACGACCACCGCUGCGGCGACAUGCUCAUGGUGCGCUACUACCUCGACCUUGAUCACCUCAGCGCUGACGAGCGGAAAAUCAUGACACACAGGAGGAAGCGCAUGGAUGUGAUCAGGGUGGAGAACAGGUUGAAGGAGUGCCGGUGGAACCUGAUCCAGGUGUUCAAGGUGGAUGUGGCCUGAAAGAGGCUCGUCCCGGUGGAGGACAUUGGCCGCCACCGCGCGGUGUUUGUUGGGGAGGCGGCAUGCUUCUCCCUCUCUGCCAGGACGUUUCCAUGCGUGGCUGGGAACGCGGUGCACCUGGGGGCGACUGGUGCCCGCUACCCUCCCGUCGGCGUGCGGUAUCUGGCGGACAAGAGUGCGGAUCCACCCUUUGAAUUCACCACUGACGGGCCAGCUUCUCCAGAUGAACCACUGAAAUGGUACCACCGACAUAACAGACCAGAGCUGAAUCUUUUUCUUGACACUGGACCAGAGCUGAAUCUAGUGCCUCUUGCUCGCCCCUGUACCCUGCAAGAGUACCUCGUCUGUUGCGCAGGCCUCCCUGGCGGCCUCAAGGACUAAUCAAAUCCUGAGCAAGUUAGGUAUGUCGUCUGUUCGUUCUUGGAUUCUGUGUUGUUGAGAAGUUUAAACAUCAAUGCUAUAGCUCCUCGGUUCAUUUCUCCUUUGUGUUGCCCCUAAAAAUUGUGAAAGGGGCAAUGAAGUCUAGAAUUAUGCAAUAGCAGUUGUUACCUCUAAAGUUCAAGCUGAUGUAUUCUUCAAAUACUUGCCUCGGUUAAUUUCUCACUUGUGUUGCUCCAGGAAAUUCUGAAAGAUGAGAAUACAAUCCAGUGUAGGAUUAUGCAA